This is a messenger RNA of Nothoprocta perdicaria, 1910 nucleotides long. It is a transcript of the gene NT5DC3, whose product is annotated as 5'-nucleotidase domain containing 3. NCBI's taxonomy places the organism in Eukaryota, Metazoa, Chordata, Aves, Tinamiformes, Tinamidae. The transcript has 14 exons. The coding region runs from base 7 to 1506 and encodes 499 amino acids. Gene Ontology annotation, molecular function: 5'-nucleotidase activity. The record is from RefSeq and is a predicted model, not a curated record.
CCCGACAUGAAGAGCUACCUGUGGUCGCGCUACCGCGAGGCCAAGCGGGCGAGCAAAGAGUUAGUUCCUUCAAUUAUGAGUAACAUGCUGAAUCCUGACGCAAUUUUUUCAAACAAUGAAAUGAGCCUGUCAGACAUUGAAGUUUAUGGCUUUGAUUACGACUACACAUUGGUCUUUUAUUCUAAACAUCUACACACGCUGAUCUUCAGUGCUGCACGAGACCUUCUUGUUAAUGAGCACCGGUAUCCUGCGGAAAUAAGAAAAUAUGAUUAUGAUCCCAAUUUUGCAAUAAGAGGACUUCAUUAUGAUGUGCACCGGGCUUUAUUAAUGAAGAUUGAUGCUUUUCAUUAUAUUCAGCUGGGGACAGUGUACAGAGGCCUCAGCGUUGUCCCGGAUGAAGAAGUCAUUGCAAUGUAUGAUGGUUCCCACGUCCCCUUGGAACAAAUGAGUGACUUUUAUGGAAAGAGCUCGCAGGGAAACACAAUGAAGCAGUUCAUGGAUAUAUUCUCCUUGCCGGAGAUGACACUACUCUCGUGUGUAAACGAACAUUUUCUGAAGAACAACAUAGACUACGAGCCUGUUCAUCUGUACAAAGAUGUCAAGGAUUCAAUCCGGGAUGUCCACAUCAAGGGAAUAAUGUACAGAGCAAUUGAAGCAGAUAUUGAGAAAUACAUCUGCUAUGCUGAACAAACUCGGGCAGUGCUAGCCAAGCUGGCUGAUCACGGCAAGAAGAUGUUUCUCAUCACAAACAGUCCCAGCAGCUUUGUGGACAAGGGCAUGAGGUUCAUAGUAGGCAAGGACUGGAGAGACCUCUUUGAUGUUGUCAUUGUACAAGCUGAUAAGCCAAACUUUUUCAAUGAUAAGCGAAGACCUUUUCGGAAGGUAAAUGAAAGAGGAGUGUUGCUUUGGGACAAAAUUCACAAAUUGCAGAAAGGCCAGAUUUACAAACAGGGUAACCUCUAUGAGUUCCUGAAGCUAACGGGCUGGAGAGGCUCGAAGGUUCUGUACUUUGGGGAUCAUAUUUACAGUGACUUGGCGGAUCUGACCCUGAAGCACGGCUGGCGCACUGGGGCGAUAAUUCCUGAGUUACGAUCAGAGAUUAAAAUCAUGAACACAGAGAGGUACAUUCAAACCAUGACCUGGCUACAGACCCUCACCGGACUGCUGGAACACAUGCAGGUUCAUCGUGAUCCUGAUUCACAGAUGAUUUUAGAAGAAUGGAAGAAGGAAAGAAAGGAUAUGAGGGAAAUGAACAGGAAUUUCUUCAACGCGCAAUUUGGAAGCUUAUUCAGAACGGAUGAGAACCCCACUUACUUCCUACGACGCCUGUCUAGAUUUGCUGAUAUCUAUAUGGCGUCACUGAGCUGCCUCUUGAACUACGAGCUCGACUACACGUUCUAUCCCAGACGGACUCCUCUGCAGCACGAGCUUCCUGCCUGGUCGGACCAGCCGUGUGCUGGUGCCUUCAGAGUCCCCUUCCUGCAAGAGACGGUUCAGAUCAAAUGAGCCCCUGGCUUAUUGGCUUCUAAAUGGGAUCAGAUCAAAAGAACCCCUGGCUUAUUGGCCCCCAAAUGGGCAGAUAACGCGCAUAUGCUUUCUUUCCUUUUUUUCUUGAAUGUAGCUGUGUUUUUCUUAAGUCCCUUAAAUCUAUCGUCUUGRGUUAGCUGCAACUCAUAGUUGUUCUCAGAACCGCAGCCCCUGAUUUUGCCUCUCCCAUGAGCUGCUCUUACUAACGGAGCUGAUGCCAGGCUGCCAGACCAGCAGUGCCCUGGCAGGGAGGCCUGGCGGUGCAGAACGUGUUUGUUGGUGCUGGUUUGUUCAGAGGCAACUGCUCUCUGCAGCCUCGUGGCUUACGGAACACACGGAUAUGCUCCCUUCAGGCCCCAUCUGGAGGGAGCUCUGGCUGGAGC